GUACGUGCGCGGCCCCGCGGCGGAGACCCGGAUCGGCGGCGCGGUCGGGGCGAGGCGGAGACGGCGGCGAAAGAACGGCGGAGCCCGGGAUAGUUGGAGCGGAGCCCGGAGAUUCCCGGGAGCUCCACGGCCGCCAUCACGGAUUUCCUGUGGGACAAACGCACCGGGCUGGCGGCGAGGACGAUGCCUCACUCCCGAAGGUACCGCUCGUCGGAGCGCAGCAGCCGCGGCAGCUACCACGAGCGAUACAGGAGCCGCAAGCACAAGCGGCGGCGGACGAGGUCGCGCUCCAGCAGCAGCGACCGUGACCGGCGGCACCGGCGCGAGGACAGUUACCACGUGAGGUCCAGGAGCUACGACGACCACUCUGCUGACAGACGAGCCUACACCCGCCGCUACUGCGACACCUACAGGCAGAACGCCUACAGCCGCGAGCGGGGCGACGCUUACUACGAGCCCGAGUACCGUCACUCCUACGAGUACCGGCGCUCCCGGGACCGCGACGGCAGCUACCGCAGCUGCAAGAGCAGCCGGCGCAAGCACAGGCGGAGGCGGCGCCGCAGCCGCUCCUUCAGCCGCUCCUCUCGACAGAGCAGCAGCAGAAGGGCCAAGAGUGUGGAGGACGACGACGAGGGGCAUCUGAUCUAUCGCGUCGGCGACUGGCUACAAGAAAGAUAUGAAAUCAUCAGCACCUUAGGGGAAGGCACGUUUGGCAGAGUGGUGCAGUGCAUCGAUCACAGGAGGGGUGCUGCACGUGUCGCGCUCAAAAUCAUUAAGAACGUGGAGAAAUACAAAGAGGCGGCUCGGCUGGAGAUCAACGUGCUGGAGAAAAUCAACGAGAAGGACCCUGAGAACACCAAUCUCUGUGUCAGGAUGUUUGACUGGUUUGACUACCAUGGCCACAUGUGCAUCUCCUUCGAACUGCUGGGGCUCAGCACCUUUGAUUUCCUGAAGGACAACAACUAUCUGCCUUACCCCAUCCACCAAGUACGGCACAUGGCCUACCAGGUGUGCCAGGCUGUGAAAUUUCUGCACGACAAUAAACUCACUCACACUGACCUCAAGCCAGAGAACAUCCUCUUUGUCAACUCUGACUAUGAACUCUCCUAUAACCUGGAAAAGAAACGGGACGAGAGGAGCGUGAAGAGCACGGCCAUCAGGGUGGUGGAUUUUGGCAGUGCCACGUUUGAUCACGAGCAUCACAGCACCAUUGUCUCUACCAGACACUACAGGGCUCCAGAAGUCAUACUGGAGCUUGGCUGGAGCCAGCCCUGUGAUGUGUGGAGCAUUGGCUGCAUCAUCUUUGAGUAUUAUGUGGGUUUCACCCUGUUCCAGACACAUGACAACAGGGAGCAUCUGGCCAUGAUGGAGAGGAUCCUGGGACCAAUUCCUUCUCGGAUGAUCCGAAAGACGAGGAAACAGAAGUAUUUCUACCACGGCCGCCUGGACUGGGAUGAAAACACCUCAGCUGGUCGCUAUGUUAGGGAAAACUGCAAGCCACUGAGGGAUCCCGCCGCUCUGCAGCCGCGGCCCGGCGCGGAGCGCUCGGCGCUGGACGCUUACAACCCGUUUGAGAGCGGCCCGUCGCCGCCGCCGCCGCCGCCCUACCAGGCCCCGUCGGCUCCUCCAGCGGCCACCGGCGUCCCGCCGCGGAAGGGCAGCCCCACGGAGCCCCGCAACUACGGCUCGUACGGCACGCAGGCUUCGGUGGCGGCCGCCGCCACGGCCGAGCUGCUGAAGCGGCAGGAGGAGCUGGACCGGAAAGCGGAGGAGCUCGACCGGCGGGAGAGGGAGCUGCAGAACGCGGCCCUGGGCGGCAGCGCCGUGAGGCCCAACAACUGGCCCCCGCUGCCCUCCUUCUGCCCUGUGAAGCCUUGCUUCUACCAAGACAUCCCAGUGGAGAUCCCAGCAGACUUCCAGAAGACAGUUUCGACCAUGUAUUAUCUCUGGAUGGCCAGCACCAUUGCUCUCUUCCUCAACUUCCUGUCCUCGCUGGCCUGGUUCUGUGUGGAACCUUCAUCUGGUUCAGGGUUUGGCCUUUCCAUCCUCUGGGCUCUCCUCUACACACCCUGUUCCUUUGUCUGCUGGUACAGGCCCAUGUACAAAGCUUUCAGGAGUGACAGUUCCUUCAACUUCUUUGUCUUCUUCUUUGUCUUCUUUGCCCAGAACGUGAUGUACGUUCUGCAGGCAAUUGGGAUCCCAAACUGGGGCUUCAGUGGUUGGAUAUUGAGCCUGAUAGCACUGAGGACAAACACAGCUGUGGCUGUGAUGAUGAUCCUGGUGGCCCUGAACUUCACAGCAGUGGCUGUGCUGGGCAUCAUUAUGCUGAAAAAGAUCCACUCUCUGUACCGAAGGACUGGUGCCAGCUUCCAGAAGGCUCAGGAGGAGUUUGCAGCCGGGGUUUUCUCCAACCAGGCUGUACGUGCAGCCGCUGCCAACGCCGCCACCGGCGCCUUCCGAGCCCCUUAAACCCCAGCAGGGAGCCCCAAAAGCUUCUCAGCACACCUUAGGGAGAGGGAGAAAAGAAGAGCAAUAUCCCAGUUGCACUUCUCACUGGAUCCCCCCCUGAGGUGUUUGCAUCAGCUGCCAGAGGCUGCCUCAUCCCAGCUUGGAAGUGCUGGUGCCCGACUCGUUUGCUGCUCUCGGUGCCAUUCCCACCCUCCCCCCUCCCCUCCACUUGGUUCUUUUUCCUCCCCUCAUGGAUGAUGGAGGCUGUUGUGGUUUGUUGCUGCUCCUUUUCCCCCCUCAUGGGACUGGGGAAGGAGGUGCAGUGGCCAGGUCUUGUGCCUGUCACCUCUUUCCCUUCCAGCACCAGCUGCUGAGGGCAGGAGCCUCCUCCAGACAUGUGACAGGGACUGGAGCUGGCUGCUCACCUCCCCCAGCCUCUCCUUUCCACUCCUGCUGCUGCCUCUUGUGUGGCUUGGAGCACAAAGGCUUCCCCUGUGCCCACUCCCGGGCUGGGCAGGGCUUUGGCUCAUCCUGGCUGGCUUUGUGGCCUUCCCUUUGGUGGGAGACACCAUUCUCUGCCAAGUUAUCCCCAAGGGUUUGCUUGGGUGGGUUGGGCUUGGCUCAGGAGUGAGGGAGCCAAGGGGGGGCUGUGUGAGGCCAGGGACUGGGAGCCAAGACCCCCAAAGCCGGGCUGGGCACUGAGGAAGGAUCCUGGCACCUCCCUGGCUCCCUCCUCACCCUUGUUGAGGUGUCAGCAGUGCCUCUUUCAUCUCUGCCAGCCCCGUGUCCUCCUCCCCAGCGCCCCUUUGCCCUCCUUGGGGGCUGAGCCUGUCCCCAGGAGCAGCUCUGUGCCCUGCACCCCCCCCAUGUCCCCAGGGGCACUGUCCCCACGUCUUCUGCUUUGCCCCCAUUUCCCCAGCCGUGCUCCAGGGCUCAUCCCUCCUGCUCCCAGCCCGGGGGGAUGCAGCCGGUGGGAGGCUUCGUGCCUUGGGCUGGCGAGAGGCGGAGCAGGGGGCGGAUCCGUGGCCGGGGUGGCCGUGGCGGUGGUCGCAGCCCUCCCCAGCGCCCCCUUCUCCUCCCUGUCCCCCCCAUGUCCCCCGUUGCCUGUUGCUGUGGCCGACGCCGACCCGCCUUCGGGUUUUAUUUAAGGAAUAAAUGACGUUUCACUCC
Molecule: messenger RNA, 3618 nt
Organism: Colius striatus (speckled mousebird)
Lineage: Eukaryota; Metazoa; Chordata; Aves; Coliiformes; Coliidae
Product: dual specificity protein kinase CLK2
Exons: 20
Coding region: 184-2469 (761 amino acids)
Biological process (GO): protein phosphorylation; regulation of RNA splicing; protein transport
Cellular component (GO): trans-Golgi network membrane; recycling endosome membrane; nucleus
Molecular function (GO): protein tyrosine kinase activity; ATP binding
Source: RefSeq, a predicted model, not a curated record